UUUCAACUUUGGUUUCAAUUGAAACCAGCAUGAGCUCACCAAUGAGAUCACUGGAUUUUCUGAUCUCAUUGGUUGCCGGCCAAGAGUAGUUAGUGGAGACACCAGUUGAUGGCUCCCACAUCUACUUUGCGUUUGCGAAUUAUCGCGAAAACGUGCGGGACUCAAGCGGUUAAGAACAUUCAAAUGUUGUAUGACUAAAAACAAUUUUCAAGUUUAUUUUGGGUGAAUGAAAGCUGCUGUAACAUGGCUACUCACAAGGCGGCGGACUGGACGUGCGAUUAUUUUGUGGAGAAUCGAACAUCAUGCAAGAACUCUCUUGCAAAUAUCAACGAAUCGGGGGGAAUUCCUUCGCUGAAUUCUUCAGCUCUUCAUGACCUCAAGGAUGGGCAACUGGUGAGGUUCAGGGGAAUGAUUCAGGACAUGUACAAUCCUGAAUUUUAUUUUGAGAGGUAUGAGGUUAGGGACAACAGCAGUGGCGAGAGCAGUAUGCGGACUGGAAUGUACAGAGAUACUGCACUUUGCCAGGAGCACGAGGAUAUUCUCCUGGAGUCCGAAAACAACAAGAGUUCGGAAAGGCAGACGUUCGUAGUCAUAUCAGUCCCAGGCCUCAACGAAUGGGCUAAAGAAAAAUGCCAAAAUUACGCACAAGCUGUGGAUCAAUCUCCGCGUCUCUCCAGCAAACGUCCCCUCGAUCAAGAUGAUGAGGAGCCGAUGGACACGUCGGAGCCAGCGAAGAAGAAAGAAAGAGAAGAGUCGAAUGUCAAUCAAGUUGGGAAGGAAUCGUCAUUGCCAGAGAAUUUACUAAACUUUCCUAUUUCUAUAAAAAAUGGCAGAGCUUGUAUUGUUAAGGUUUACGAAGAAGAUGCCUCAUUCAAAUUGAAUCAAGUAGUGGAUGUCGUUGGCUUCAUAUCUCUGGAUCCGACGGUCCACACAAUUUGCGAUCCAGAAGAAUUCACUGACGAUGCGGAAAUUCGAGCCCACAAUCCACCCGCAUCGUUAAUUCCUCGGUUACACGCUAUCGCAAUCACUCAAUCAUCUGAAGAUUUACCUGUGGAAUCAUCGCUUCGACUAUUGCCCAGCGUUGGCGCCGUUAGGAGUGAUCUGCAUAAGGUUUUUAGUCAGAUUCUCUUCGGAGAUGAUUUAGCAGCAGAUUUCCUUAUUGCUCAUUUGUUAUCUAAAAUAUACAUGAGAAGAAACGAUUUAUGCUUGGGAAAUUAUCCUCUCAACAUAACUCAUUUCUCAGUUGAGAAAUUUCCCAAUUUUCCCAAAAGUUUUUAUAACUUGCUGACCGAAAUUGUCUCCAAGAGCCACUACUUUCUAUGCACACUGGAUAAUUUGAAUGAUGGCUGUCUCAUUCCAAAAAAGGAUUACGAGUGCAACCGAUUGACGAGUGGCACCCUCCAAUUGAGUAACAACACUCAUCUAGUGAUCGACGAGACUAAACUAACAGCUGGCAAACUCUCCCAAGAGGGAAGAAAGAACUACCAAGCAAUCGACAAUUUGUUGACUCUCCAGAAAGUCACCUACGAUUUCAAAUUCUACACGAUGGAAUACGAAAUGGACAUUCCGGUUCUGAUACUAUCGGAAACCAAAUCCUUCCUCCCAUGCAUGGUUCAAGUGCCUUUGAACAUCGAUUCAGACAUUGAGAAUCGAUAUCCCCAAGUUCUUCAGCUCGUAGAGCAGUUCCUGAAGGAUGAAGAUCGAUUAAAUGAUGUGCGAAAAUAUUUCAAGCAGUUGCAACUGCUGGAUUUUCAGAUCGACCAGGCCAUUGCAGAUACGAUUCAAGAGGAUUUUGUGAAAUUGCGCCAAUUGGACGAUAAAAUAAACGCAGACAAUCUCCAUUCGUUGAUGGUUCUCGCCAGGUUGAUGGCCCUGUCCCACGGGGAAAGUUCAUUAACUCUCGAACGCUGGAGGGACACUUUCAAGAAGGAACUUGAACGUUUGGCGAGAUUGCGCAAACGAGCAAAAUGAAAAACCUCCAAAAAACCCCAUUCUUUCAACUUUAGCUUCAUUAAAACUUUUUUAUACAAAAAAACGUCCUUUUUCUACUCAGUUACGUUAAAAUGCAUUCAAUUAAAGAGGUACUGUAUUUUCGGUUGUGUAAUUGCUCAACUUCAGUUCUCACGGGUGAGAAAUGAAGCCAGCAUCACUGUUUCUGCAGAUCUUGCUGUUUCUGAAGAAUUAUUUUCGUUUGAAAAUAACAUUCAGGGUAAUUUAUUCAUCAACUGAACUUGUGAAUGAGUUGUGAACAGAAGUAUUAUGUUACAUAAGUUUGGAAUAAAGUUUUUGUAUUUCA
Molecule: messenger RNA, 2296 nt
Organism: Diachasma alloeum
Lineage: Eukaryota; Metazoa; Arthropoda; Insecta; Hymenoptera; Braconidae
Product: mini-chromosome maintenance complex-binding protein
Exons: 8
Coding region: 244-1971 (575 amino acids)
Biological process (GO): DNA-templated DNA replication
Molecular function (GO): chromatin binding
Source: RefSeq, a predicted model, not a curated record